AUAAGCAGAUAAAAGCACUCAGAAAAAAACUAUUACUUUUUGUUUUCAUAUGAAACUGCAAGCAAGUCUUCUUUUCACAAAUCUUCAUAUUUUAACGGCUAUAACUUUUGCUUUUAAGAUCAAUUUAGAAGUAAUAUUGGAUGAAAAGUGCGGCUCCUUACUUCGACAACAAUGAACUUCUCUUCAGUGUUCUUGACAACAAUUGGCUACUUCUCGAUGUUGUACUUAAACGCCAAUCAAGAGGUCACGCCUGAUGAAGAUUCAAACAAACUGGAUGGUGAUUUGCUUCUCAAAGUCAUAAUCAUAAUCGUAGCUGUAUCUGCAGCAUUUCUCGCCCUUCUCAUUAUCGCAGGAGUGGCCUUGUCCGCAGUGCACUUCUUCAAAAAAAGAAGAAGCAGACUUUGUUCAUCAUGCACCAAUGGAGUUCUCCUCAGUAAAUCCAAUGAAGAAUCCGUGAAGUGAUACUAUGAAAACAAAAACUGAGGUCACAGAACGGCGAACUCGAAAAUUUGUGAGCAGGGUUGAGAUUAAUUAUACAAAUUUUUGAGUUUGCAGUCUGAAAUGACAUAAAACAAAACCCUUUGCUUUUGAGACUGGCGCUUUUUUAUAUAUAGUUCAUUGCAUUAGAAAUGUAUAUAAGUUAGCUUGAAAGCUAAUAUAGUGCUUAAAGUUGGAUGUAAAAUAUUCUUCUU
Messenger RNA from Symsagittifera roscoffensis, 692 nucleotides. RefSeq lists its product as uncharacterized. NCBI's taxonomy places the organism in Eukaryota, Metazoa, Xenacoelomorpha, Acoela, Convolutidae. The record is from RefSeq and is a predicted model, not a curated record.